ACAAACCGCCGACCAAUCAGAGCGAAACAAGACAGAAUACAGGGGCUGGGGGAUGUACGCAUGCGCCUUGUUGCUACGGAAGUAGACGUUGCGAUCAAUGGAGAUUAGCCGUUAGCUUGUCCUGCCAAGAAGAAGAAGAAGUGAAACGUACUGAAGGCGGUUCCGUCGCAGCUGAAUGUCGCUAAAUUCUGUCCCAGUUCGGAGUUGCACCAUCAAGAUGUCCAGUCGUUUCCACCAGCUCCUCCCGAUGCUGCUGCUGCUCAGUGUGGGGGUCUCUGCGGUGGAGGUGCAACGCCCCCGCGGUGUCCCUCUGUCAAAACGGCAGUUCUAUGAAGAGGGUAAACCAUUUACCUGCCUGGAUGGCUCCCACUCGAUUCCCUUUGACAGAGUGAAUGACGACUACUGUGACUGCCAGGACGGCUCAGAUGAGCCAGGCACUGCUGCUUGUCCUAACGGCAGCUUCCACUGCACCAAUGCGGGUUUCCGGCCAGCCUUCAUCCCCUCCUCCCGCAUUAAUGACGGCAUCUGUGACUGCUGUGAUACAACAGACGAGUACAACAGCGGUGCUGCUUGUCAGAACACCUGCAGGGAGAUGGGACACAAAGAGAGGGAGAGCCUGCAGAAGAUGGCAGAGAUCGCCAAGGAGGGCUUUGUGCUUAAACAACAACUUAUCCAGGAGGCCAAGAGGGGCAUUGAGGACAAGAAGGCCAAACUUGUGGAUGUUCAGGUCGUUAAGAAGGAUCUGGAAGAGAAGGUGGAGGCUCUGAGAACUGUAAAGGAAACUGCAGAGCAGCCAGAGAAAGAAGCUAAAGAGCGCCAUCUAAAGGCCUGGGAAGAUCAAAAAGCUCUCAUUCGCAUGGAGAAGGACAAGGCUCGAAUGGCUGUGGUUUUUCUCGAACUGGAUGAUGAUGCAGAUGGCUUGGUCUCGGUGUCUGAGCUUCUCUCCCAUUCUGAGCUUGAUCCAGAUUCAGAUGCUUCAUUCACAGAAGCAGAGGCUCAGGGAUUAUUGGGAGGAGUGGACAAAGUGGACACAGAAGCUUUUGAGGCUGUUUGGAAUAACCUCAAAGAAAAAUACGUAUCAGAGGCCACUGAAGACACCGCAGCACCGGUGGAGACUCCACCGGAGGAGGUGAGGGAGCCAGCGUCCGACAAUGAAUCUGAGCAGUACCCUGAGGAUGACGUCCAAGAGGAUGAAGAGGAGGAGGAUGAGGAGGACGAGGAUGAUGACCAAGAUGAUGCAGACUAUAAGACCCCUCCUACACCGGCGACUCAAGAAAAGAAGGAUGACGACGAUGAGGGCACCAUGCCGCCUUAUGACCAAGAGACGCAGAACCUCAUUGAUGCUGCUCAGAAAGCCAGGGAUGACUUUGAUGAGGCUGAGAGAGCUCUCCGGGAAGUGGAUGAUCAGAUCACGAACCUCGAGAAGGAAAUUUCCUUUGACUUUGGACCCAACGCUGAGUUUGCUUAUUUCUACAGCCAGUGUUAUGAGUUGUCUACUAGCGAGUACAUCUACAGGCUCUGUCCGUUCAACAGGGUUUCCCAGAAACCCAAGUAUGGUGGAUCGGAAACUAACUUAGGAACAUGGGGGAAGUGGGCAGGUCCUGAAGAAAACGUAUAUUCUAUGAUGAAGUAUGAACAUGGAACAGGAUGCUGGCAAGGCCCCAACAGGUCGACUACGGUUAAGUUAACAUGUGGGAAAGAGACGGUUGUGACGUCGACCUCGGAGCCCAGUCGCUGUGAGUACCUGAUGGAGUUCACCAGCCCUGCUAUCUGCGGAGAGCCCCCAAGCCGGGACUCGGAGCCUCGGGACCACGAAGAGCUCUAGAUCAGUUUUAUUUGUUGUUCCCGAGGGACCACGCGGUCGCCGCUGCAACAUAAUGUUGCCAUGCUGUGAGCGGCACCGACUUGUUGUCGGUUAACAGCCGAAAAUAGAUGAUGGAAAUUCCAAUUAGUCAUCUACACCUUCCAUCUUCCACUACUACUUGCUCUGUUGAUUCUGUGAUUUGUGUCAAAUGUAGUGUCAUUCCAUUGUCGUGAUAAAAUAAACUUGUUUUUAUCAUA
Messenger RNA from Scophthalmus maximus (turbot), 2061 nucleotides. RefSeq names its product protein kinase C substrate 80K-H (gene prkcsh). The coding region runs from base 176 to 1825 and encodes 549 amino acids. Lineage: Eukaryota; Metazoa; Chordata; Actinopteri; Pleuronectiformes; Scophthalmidae. Gene Ontology annotation, biological process: N-glycan processing; liver development. The transcript is spliced from 18 exons. The record is from RefSeq and is a predicted model, not a curated record. Gene Ontology annotation, cellular component: glucosidase II complex.